GGUUUGUGUGGCGUUGAGUUCGCUUUUCGGGUUUUAGUUGCAGUUUCCGAUAGCGUGAAAGGAGGAGUUUUAAACGUCUCGACUUUUUUUUUUUUAAAUUAUUAUUUAAAUAAAUAAGUUACAGCAUCCACAUGUACCGAGGCUCCGCAGGUCCGCGGCCUGGUGGGCGGUUUCCGUCCCCGUCGUCGAGUUGGUCUUACACCGGAGCUCGCUCCCCGUCAGGCGGACCCACCUACGGAAGCUUCGGGCCUCGCGGGGCUUCUCCCCGCGGCGGUCCCAGAUAUUCUCCGCAUUCUCCUGGGUACUCCCCGGGCUCGCACAGAGGAUUCAGCGAGGCCUCUCCGGCUGGACCUCGGUGCUUCGGAGACUCUCCGGUGGGUUUCGGCUUCGGAGGGAAGCAGCGACGCGGCAGCGACGGUUUCUGGAGUCCUCGUUCCUACAGCCCGGCCUCAGCACACGGCUUCCAGGGCCGAGCAUCCGAUCACUCAGAGUCAAUAGAAAAUUAUUUCAGCCCGGCAAUGCUGCAGGAUCCAUGGGCAGGUUUGAAACCUGUCCCCGUCCCUGCGAACGCCUGUAACCGGACCGAGGACUGAGUGGAUGACUGCCGUCAGGCUAACAGUACUUGUGUAUGUUUGGCAGCUUCUCGGGACUGAAGGAGUUCAAAGAUGCAGGACUGGUGGAAGAUGGAAGGAAAAUAUGCCAGCGUGUCUGGAUCUGGUGAUUUAUGUAUGACUAUGUAGUGUUUGAGAGUUUUACUCUGGCAGCUUGUGUACAUAAUGAAAGAAUGUACACACAGUACUACAUACAGUGGCGUGUAGGUUUUGUACUUUUGUUAACGGGCCUGUGGGCCUCCCCCCCCCCCCCCAUUAUUUUUAGUAUUAAUCUGAGAUGUUCUUGUAAAAGUCAAGGAUGCACUGAGUCUGAGGGGAGAAACUGAAUUAUUUAUUUAAUUCUUGUGCAUGAAUGAAAUGUUCAAAGAUGGCCAGCAUUUUUUCGUUUUUUGUUCGGGGUCACCACAGCAGAUACAGCCAGAUCCACAUUGGUAUUUGGCACUAGUUUUACACCGGAUGUUCGAGACCACUAUCUGUGAUCCAUGCAGGUCACUCCCACAGGUCAGCUAGUGUGUGAACCGCUGGUUGAUUGCAAAGUUCUUACAGUAGUGUGAAAUUGGGUUCAUUGACAUGAUGAAUUGUUUUUAAAGUCAUAACUGUAAAUGCAUAACUGUAAAUUACAGUCAGAACUGUAAAUAACUAGAGAUGCAGGGUUGCAGUGAAAUCAGGCGAGCAGGGAAAUAGCAGCUGGAAGCUGUUUUUAUCCAGAGGGAUCGAACACUUCCAUCAGACGCUCUUCACCCCUGACUCCUCUCAGCGUGUCCAUGUCACAUUAGUUCUACAAAUCUUAUUUUAUUUUAUUUUUUAUUUUAUUUUAUUUUUUUGGGGAAAAAGCGCUUCCUCUCCCCAUUCAUUCUCCCUUAGCUGCUUUUGCUGUCAUCACCUAUAGAGGGCGCCCUAUCCAAAAACAUGACUGCAUAUUCUAUUAAAGUUCCUUUGAUGUCAAAA
Messenger RNA from Thalassophryne amazonica, 1559 nucleotides. RefSeq names its product M-phase-specific PLK1-interacting protein-like. The coding region runs from base 132 to 593 and encodes 153 amino acids. The record is from RefSeq and is a predicted model, not a curated record. The transcript is spliced from 2 exons. Lineage: Eukaryota; Metazoa; Chordata; Actinopteri; Batrachoidiformes; Batrachoididae.